Messenger RNA from Malus domestica (apple), 753 nucleotides. RefSeq lists its product as uncharacterized. Lineage: Eukaryota; Viridiplantae; Streptophyta; Magnoliopsida; Rosales; Rosaceae. The record is from RefSeq and is a predicted model, not a curated record.
UACAAAUCUCAUCCUACAACACAAAAAAAAAAAAACAAAAAAAACUCCAAUUUGGAUUGCCGGCGUUGCAACUUGACUCUGAGCAGCGAGCGAAAAGUGAAGUGAGGGAGAAAAAUGGGAAGGGGAGUAAUUUGGGCGACGGCGGAGGACUUGGCAAGAAACAGAGGACGCGUCCUCUCUCUGUAUCGCCAGAUACUCAGAAGCCUCAACUCGCCUAGCUUGCCGCUGAAUCUGGCCGCAAGGCUGGCCAAGAAAGCGGAGGCGCGCGCAAUCUUCAUGUUGGCGGCGGAGGAGAGGUCCCUUCACAACAUUGACGACCUCGUUGAUGCCGCUCAUUACUCUCUCUCCCUCUUGAGGAAGGGGGAAUUACCCAAAUACAUUCAAUGAGCCUUUUCUGUAAGAUUUCAGUUUCUCCUUUGGGUGCUCUUUCAAGGAGAUAGGAAGUAGAGCAAUUUGUCUAUUCUCGGUUGCUCUCCUGUUAGCUGAGAUUGACAAACUAAACUGUCAAACGUUUGCGACAAUGUGAAGCUGGUAGGCCUACGCAAAAUCAAAAGAUUUAUGUGCAUUUGAUUUAAGAUUAUCAUCUAUUAUAUAUACUUCAAAUAUAUGUAUACCAUGAACAAUUCGUUCUGCAUAUGGUAGUUCAAUAAUAUUUUGCUUCCUUUAACACUCAUAUGAUUCUUAAUUUGUGCUGCAUUUUGGUAAAAUGUGUUGAAUAGCUUCUCCAUCAAUAAGAUUGGUUUAUUCGUUGGA